AUACACAUAUAUAAUUUAAUUACUGAAGCAUUAUAUAGCACACAAUCUAAUGAUGAGAUAAUACAUUAAGUUAAUUAGAAUAUUUGUAUUGAAUAAUAGCUGUUCAAACUAUGUUUCAGAGAAAUACUUUGACGUGGGAAAUGGUUCAUGAUAUAUGAUAGAGCUAGUUAAACAAAUAGCAUUUUUCAUAUAAUUUUUAUAAUAAUGAUAUAUAUGAAAUAAACAGUAGAAAAGUAUAACUGCACAAUUAUUUAAAAUGAUCACUUUUGUUUGUAUGUUUCAACAUGUCAUCUCUUUAGUCCUUUAACUAGAGUUUCAUGUUUUUCUAGGUUUUUAAAACUUCAAGUCAAAAUCUCAUACAAAGUAGGUAUCACAUUGUUUACACAAGGGUUCACACAAAAUCUGAACUAUUCAAGAUUCUAAAAUUUCUAAAUAAGAAUAAAAGCAGGAGAAUAAUAUAAAACCUGAUGGUUAAUAAGGUAGUAGAAUUACAAACAUGUAUUUUUCACCAAAAAUAAAAUAAUAAAUAUCAAAACCAUUUUCUUCAAUGCUAACACCAUAAAGGAAGUCAGUUAAGUUAUAUUAUUUUCAGAAGAAUCUUGAGAAUGUAUUAUCCCCAUAACAAUUUGUAUGCUUUCUCAAAUUAUAUGCUCUUGUUUUUAAUGUAGAAUACCAGAAAUUCAUGCUAUCCUCAUGAUAAAAAUCAUGACAAAAUACAAAUUAUGAUGGUAAAAUAUAAAUUAUUAAAAAUCCAAUAAAACUCAGAUAAAUAGAAAUAUCGGCUUAUAAAUAUAAUUCUUUAUUAAAAGUGAUUAUAACUUUUGGAGGAAAUGGCUGUUUUGUGAUUGAAGUGGGGAGUAUACAAAGGGAGCUUGAAACAUCUGGUCAUAUCAGAAGGAAAUAACUGCUCAAAUAUUACGGGAACAUGUUAAAAAGACAGAGGAGCAUGCUUAGAAGGCCUAGAUAUAGGAAAAUUAAGCACCAAAAAAUGACAACAAUGAAGUACAACCCACUGAAUAAAAAAAUCCAUGAGUCUAUACUGAUGGAUAGAUAGAUGACAGAUAGCAGAUAGAUAACAGAUGAUAGAUAACAGAUAGAGAGCAGAUAGAUAAUAGAUAGGUAAGUGAAUGAAACAUUUUUUAUACUAAAGUUGCCAACUAAUAAAUGUAAAAGCAAUUAUAGAGUCAGAACAACACAUUUUGAAUCAUUAUUAUUAUCUGAGUUAGGCAAGAUAAUCAAUGGAUGCUAAAACUAGUGACUGAAAGGAACUAGUGAAGUGACAUUAUGAGGAACAAGCUACAUAUAUAAUAAUUUUAAUGGGUACUCCAGAAACUAAUUAGGGAAAAAAAAUCACAUAAUGGAGAUAUCUGGGAAGCACCAUCUUCACCAAGUGAUCCAAGUUAGCUUCACCCCAAUAAUAGGACAAAUUAAUAUCAUAUACUUGCUCAGAACACACAGAGGAGAAUACUAUUUUUCCUGCGGAAAGUGAAUAAUUUGAACAAAAACAUUGAGGAAUAUUGUACACUCUCAAUUUGUUGGACAUUAUGCUAAAGAACUCUUCAAAAUAUCAGUGUUCAGAAAGGCACAAAAAGGCUGAGUAAAUAUUACAGGUACAGGAGACUAAAGACAGAUGACUUUAGAUAUAAUGCAUAAUCUUGGAUUAGGUCCUAGACUGGUGUGGUUGGAGGGAGAAUAUUGUAUAUUAGAGAAAAGAAACAUGUCAAUAUCAAUAUCAAUAUCAAUACUAAACAUGUCAAUGUCAAUAUUAAAUUUUCUGAUUUUAAUACUUAUAUUAUGGUCAAGCUAGUGGGAAUUAGUUUUUUCUUACUAAAAGAUCAGAAAUUUAUAAUUAAAUAGGUAUUAUGUCUACACUUUAAUCUCAACUGGUUCAAAAAAUAAAAAUUACAUAGAGAAAGAGAAUAAGACAAAUAAUAAAUGUUAACAUUUGCUGAAUCUGUAUGAAAUUAAGUGGGAGUUCUUUGAAAAAUUUGUGACACUUUUUAAGUUUAAAUUUAUUUCAUAAUUAAAUGCUAAAAACAGAGAGGUAAUAAAUCUUGGGAAUUUGAAGGGGCUUAUCUAAUAGGAACAAACAUAUAGCCUUUAUCUUAGCUCAUUUUCAGAUAAAAACUCAAAUUUUCUGACCUUUCUACCACACUUCAGUCCUUGACAGACUUCCAUUAAGGAAUGGGAGUCAACCAAUCAUGGGUCACAGAAUUCAUCCUGGUGGGAUUCCAGCUCAGUGUCGAGAUGGAAGUGCUCCUCUUUUGGAUCUUCUCCCUGUUAUACAUCUUCAGCCUGCUGGCGAAUGGCAUGAUCUUGGGACUCAUCUGUCUGGAACACAGUCUGCAUACCCCCAUGUACUUCUUCCUCUCACACCUGGCCAUCAUUGACAUGUCCUAUGCUUCCAACAAUGUUCCCAAGAUGUUGGCAAAUCUGAUGAACAAGAAAAGAACCAUCUCCUUUGUUCCAUGCAUAAUGCAGACCUAUUUGUAUUAUGCUUUUGCUGCUACAGAGUGUCUGAUUUUGGUGGUGAUGUCCUAUGAUAGGUAUGUGGCCAUUUGCCACCCUCUCCAGUACACUGUCAUCAUGAGCUGGAGAGUGUGCACGAUCCUGGCUCUCAUGUCCUGGUCAUGUGGGUUUGCCCUGUCCCUGGUACAUGCAAUUCUCCUUCUAAGGUUGCCAUUUUGUGGGCCCCGGGAUGUGAACCACCUCUUCUGCGAAAUUCUGUCUAUCCUCAAGCUGGCCUGUGCUGACACCUGGGUUAACCAAGUGGUCAUAUUUGCUACCUGUGUGUUUGUCUUAGUUGGGCCUCUUUGUUUGAUGCUUGUCUCCUACAUGCACAUCUUCUGGGCCAUCCUAAAGAUCCAGACAAAGGAAUGCCGCAUAAAGGCCUUCUCCACCUGCUCCUCCCACCUGUGUGUGGUUGGACUCUUCUUUGGCAUAGCCAUGGUGGUUUACAUAGUCCCAGACUCUAAUCAACGAGAGGAGCAGGAGAAAAUGCUGUCCCUGUUUCACAGUGUCUUUAACCCAAUGCUGAACCCCCUGAUCUACAGCCUGAGGAAUGCUCAGGUGAAGGGUGCCCUCCACAGAGCACUGCAGAGGACGCGGUCUAUGUAA
Molecule: messenger RNA, 3117 nt
Organism: Gorilla gorilla gorilla (western lowland gorilla)
Lineage: Eukaryota; Metazoa; Chordata; Mammalia; Primates; Hominidae
Product: olfactory receptor 2A2-like
Exons: 1
Coding region: 2185-3117 (310 amino acids)
Biological process (GO): G protein-coupled receptor signaling pathway
Cellular component (GO): membrane
Molecular function (GO): G protein-coupled receptor activity; olfactory receptor activity
Source: RefSeq, a predicted model, not a curated record